GCCAAAUCGUGAGAAGAAGAAGCGGCAGCGGAAGAAGAGGAAGAGGCAGCAGCAGCUCAGCUCAUAUGGCUCAGCUGAUGAAGCUGAGGUGAAGUGUGCGGAAGCAGCAGGCUCAUUCAUGACUUCACAGGUGUUUGUGUUCUACUUCGCUAAAAGUGUGGAGCUAACUGGAGUGAAGCAGGAGGAGGUCACUGCAGUGCCAACACCAAUCAGUAGCCGGGACCUUUGGAACCUGCUGGUACAGCGACAUCCGAGACUGUCUAUCCUUCAGGGUCAAGUUGUGUUGGCAGUGCGUCAGCAAUACGUUGACAUUGGCGACCAGGUGGUAACCCUGGGAGACGGGGACGAGGUGGCUGUUGUGCCACCUCUCAGUGGAGGAUAGAACACAACAGAUAA
This is a messenger RNA of Pleuronectes platessa (European plaice), 396 nucleotides long. RefSeq names its product molybdopterin synthase sulfur carrier subunit (gene mocs2). The transcript has 3 exons. The coding region runs from base 119 to 382 and encodes 87 amino acids. The record is from RefSeq and is a predicted model, not a curated record. NCBI's taxonomy places the organism in Eukaryota, Metazoa, Chordata, Actinopteri, Pleuronectiformes, Pleuronectidae. Gene Ontology annotation, biological process: Mo-molybdopterin cofactor biosynthetic process. Gene Ontology annotation, cellular component: cytosol.